GAUUUGAUUGCUUGAGCUGCUUGAGCCGCUAGCCUACGGUCCUACCCAUGGUGCACUAUGAGGUGGUGGCGGUCGCCGAGUUGGGGGGAGCCCUCGUGCGGGAGGGGAAGAGUUUGACCUCUCAGCAGCUGGCCCGUUUGGGUGUAGGCGCUGUGAUCAAUGAGCUGGAACGCGCGGGGGAACGUCUUCGCUUCAAGAAGGUCUCAGGCUCCGGUCCGGAGAGUGGAUGGGUCAGUGCGAAGCUCCUAGAGAAGUGCGAGGCCACUAAGGCGGCGCCCACCAAAUACCAGGGGAAGAGCCUCCUCGCCCUGGCAGAAGCCAAAGUUCUCGAGAAAGGUGCACCACAAGCCUUGAAAGAAAGCGGAAAGGAUGGUGCCGGGCUUCUGGUGGCUUCAAUGGCACUCUUGGCGCAAGGUGACCUGACAGGCGCGAAUGAGAAGGCCAAGGCGGCCCAGGAGGCGUUGAAGGGCAACAAGGAGCAGGAAGCCUCGGCGCUCCUGGCCUUGGCCCUGACCACCAGCGAAGCCAAGACAGCCUUAGGACAUGGGAUGGCCGCGCAGGCCGCCUUCAAGGAGGUGGGCGACAAGCAGAUGGAGGCCUCGGCGUUGACGGCGUUGGCCAACCUGCGCUUGAGCUUGAAAGAACUCAGUGUCGCGGAGGCCUUGGUGAAAGACGCCUUGCGGAUCUUCCAUGAGUGCAAAGAGGUCAUGCAGAUCGUUUCCAGCACAUCGAUGACCUUAUGGACUCCGUAUGACGAGCUCACCAGGAUCAAGGACCCCGAGGGUGAAGAAGCCGCCGAGGCGACCCUGUUGGAGAUUUGCACCCUGAAAGACACCUCGACGUCCACGGCCAGUGUCUACCAAGAACGUGCCGCCUACUGCAAGAGCAAAAGCGACAAGUUGGGCCAGGGCCAAGCCCUGCAGAAGAUGGCCGAGCAGCUGUUGGAGUCUGCUUCGAAAGAGGCGCUGGAGUCCUCCAAGGAGGCCUUGGAGCUCCUACAGCAGGCCGGGGAUCAGAAGGGCACCCUCUCCGCACUGCACACGGCUGCCCUGGCGACGGGCGACAAGUCCAAAGUCGAGGAGGCUUUGAAGAUUAGCCGCUCCUUGGGAGAUGAGAGCAGCCAGGUGGAGCUGCUGACGACCCUGAGCGCCUUGCACCUACGGGGGCAUCAGAAGGAGUUGGCCAAGACCAGGGCAGCCGAGGCCCAGACGUUGGCGAAGAAGUUGCAAGACGAGCCGGCGGCCGGGCGUGCAGCCCAUGCGGUGGCCAGUGCGAUGUUGGCGUCGGGUGAGACGACCGAGGCCUUGGCUUUGGCCAAGGAUGCUGCGAAGCUCUUGACUGGCGCUGCGCGGGCGCUGGCCCUCUGCACCGCAGCCGGUGCGGCCGCCUCGAAGGAAGCGUGUGAGCUGCUCCGACAGGCGGUGCCUCUCUUCAGCGCCGCAAAGGAUGCAGGUGGCGAGGCCACUGCGAAGCUGCAACUUGCCACGGCUUUGUUGGCCUACGAAGGUCCUUUGGUCGAGGUCUUUCAGAGCCGAUCAGAAGCUGCUGGCCUGGCCGAGCAGGCCCGUUGUGCUUUCUUGGUGCUGGGUGACCAGAGGAGCCAGGGUCGCGCGUCCAACGUGGCGGCACAGAGUAAGAUCCUCUUGAACGACCUCGAUGGUGGCAUCGAGGCUGCGAUGCAGGGGGUGGUCCUGGCCCGUUCCUGUGGCGACAAGGAGCUGGAAGCCUACGCCCUGCGCACGGCGUUGGCCGGAAUGGUGUCCAAGGGGUGCAGCGCCGAGGCACUGCGCUUGGCCAAGGAGGUGAAGAUCCUCUUCCACAAGCUGGGGGUGAAAGCCAUCGAAGAGUCGCUGGAUUCCUUGAUCUUGCAGUUGGAGGAGGAGCUCCCAAAGAUUUCGCCCAUUCAACGGAUGACCAUCACGCCUAAGGAUACGAAGAUCAACCUCAGCAGCAACUCCUUGUUCACUCAAGCGACCAACUGCAUUGUUUGGUCGUUGCCGUUGACGCAGAUGACCUAUAUGAUGUAUCUCUUUGAGCUCUUGAAGUUUGUGGACGACUUGAAGAAUAUCCCGGACCGGGUCGCUUUCCUGGUGAUGACGAAGGGUGUCAUGGCCCGGCACACCGGAGAGAUGGCCGCGUCGCAGUUCACGGGCGCUUUAGGAACCACAGUCUGGGCGGUGUGCCGCACCAUUCGCUUGGAAAGCCCCAAGUUGUUGGUCUGCACCGUGGACAUGCCGUCCAGCGCCACCACUCAUGAGAUGACUGACUGCAUCCGUGCAGCGCAGUUGGAGCCCGGUCCUCGCAACGAGAUCGCCUUCAUCGUCGAUCGCAAGAAUCAGCUAGGCAAGCGGCCAUACUGAUCCUCAGCUUCCAGAUUUGCAUUCCGUGAAAAA
This is a messenger RNA of Durusdinium trenchii, 2393 nucleotides long. The record is from the annotation of a GenBank genome assembly. NCBI's taxonomy places the organism in Eukaryota, Dinophyceae, Suessiales, Symbiodiniaceae.